This is a messenger RNA of Cyclocybe aegerita, 768 nucleotides long. Lineage: Eukaryota; Fungi; Basidiomycota; Agaricomycetes; Agaricales; Hemipholiotaceae. The record is from the annotation of a GenBank genome assembly.
AUGGAUCACGCGAACUUCUCAGCAAAGUUGGAGCCCUUCUUGUUGAUGUCCAAGUCGGUCAAAGGGGCUGCAGCAGCCAAACUGAUUCAAGAUGCCACUGCUGCACCAGGAGUCUUCGUAUUUUCAGAGUUGCUAGAACUUCCCAACAUUCAGGAGCUGGGAAAAAGCGAACAACACCGAAAGUUCCUGACAUUGCUCCAACUCUUUGCAUUCAAGACUUAUCAAGAUCAUCUUCAACACAAGGAUGCUCUACCACCCCUGAAUCAAGCUCAAAUCAUCAAGCUGAAGUAUCUAACAAUCGUUUCACUAGCUGCUGAGAGACGGAUCCUUCCUUAUGCAGACUUGCUCAAGGCCCUUGAUAUCUCAAAUCAGAAAGAGGAGCAAUUGGAAGUGACGUACACGGCGGGACGCGACCUCGAACCAGGCAAGCUAGAGCAGGUUUUGGCGGCAUUGAAGGGCUGGGCCAAUACAACCUCCGCUGUCCUCACGACGCUUGAUGCAAAGAUCAACUCAAUAGCCGCGGACACUGCUGCGCAGAAGCUCAACCAACAAGAACACGAGCGGAUACUGCAGGCACACCUGAAGGAAGUCUUCGAGAAACAAAAAGAGAAGAGCAUGGGUGGCGGCAUGGCAAGCAGGCGGGCGGCUUUCCAGAUGGGCGAUCGGGAGAACAUGAUGGACGUGGACGAGCCAGAUAACAAAGGCAAAAACCGAAAAGCGUCAUCAGAGGCGGCUCCGAAGCCGUCGCGAAAGCGAAACAAGUUCUAA